Molecule: messenger RNA, 3150 nt
Organism: Suillus clintonianus
Lineage: Eukaryota; Fungi; Basidiomycota; Agaricomycetes; Boletales; Suillaceae
Exons: 18
Coding region: 1-3150 (1049 amino acids)
Source: RefSeq, a predicted model, not a curated record
AUGUCAUCUACAUCCAACCUCACCGAUAUGGACAUCGUCGCUCUUAAAAGCAAAAUUCAAGAGCACUGCGACGGCAUGCGAAGGCUCAUCGACACAGCUCCGGCCGAGCGCUAUGACGCGCUGUAUGAAGAAGAAGAAGACUGGUGCCGGCGCUGGACGGAACUUUUUAGCGCGCUCAUAGGUUGCCUCAACCUCGCGAGGAAGACAACCCUCCCGCUCGACUUGACCGUCGGGGAAAGGGGGUUAUGUGCGCAAGCCAUGCACAAACACCAGGCGUUUCAGCGUAAAAUCCGCGAAAUCACGAACGCGGCGGCGAGGCAGGCAGAUGCAGAUGCAGCUGCCCUGCCACCACAGGAGGAGGUUGUCGAGCCGGCUGAUACAAGAUGUAUCAUUGUCCAGCGCAAGAAGGAGAUUCCGAUCCCCGUUGACUCGGUCACGGACGGCUCCACGACCUCCGUUCCUAAGACGGUGAGGAAAGUUAAGCUGAUUGUAAAGAAACUGACCACCGAUCCCAACAUACAUCAGGAGGUCAAACCCGGUCCAUGCGACCGUUGUGCCAAGGCGGAUCGCCCAUGCGAGCCCAACACUGCAGGCAUUGCUUGCGCCGCCUGCAAGCGGCUCAAGGCCAGAUGUUCUCUCGUCGUCGCCGCUGAUCCCUUGAGUGAAGAGAAUAUCAAGGCAAAGGCGACGCCCACGCCGGCUCCAGCGGCUCCAACGGCUGCCGGUCACUCACGCAAGCUGAUCCCAUAUGUUCUGCUCCCAAGCAGUCGCAGCCUCUUUAACAACGGUCGCAAGAGAAAGAUGGCCGAAAUCGAGGAGGAGGAAGAAUCGGAAAGUGAAGAAGAGGAUGCCUUCUUGGCGGGAAGAAUUCAAGCAUUGCCCGGCUACAUCUCCAUUGUUGAGACGGCCCUCGCUGCAUUAAAAAAAGAAUACUAUGCCUGUGAGACGGCUCCCUUUGGGGACCGGUCCUCUGAAGAUCAUUUUUCAAUCACCUUCAAUCACCCAGCCGUGAGACUGCGGCUCCCAUUGGGGACCGCCGCAUCUGUCGAGAACGGAUGUCAAGUACCUGCCUACGAUGCGGCUCCCGUCGAGGACCGCUCCGGGCAAGUACACGCACCUGUGAAGCGGCUCCCAUUGGGGACCGCACCUAUCAAGCACACUGGUCAAGCACCCACCAGUUGGACGGCGCACCUACACGGACAGCUCGCAAAGGAAGUCAAGAUCACUGACAGGCGCGGUCCCCCAUGGGAGCCGUCUCACAGGUGGGUGCUCAACAAUUGUCCAUCACAGAAGCGGUCCCCAUUGGGAGCCGUGAGACUGCGGCUCCCAUUGGGGACCGCCGCAUCUGUCGAGAACGGAUGUCAAGCACAUGCCUACAAUGCGGCUCCCAUUGAGGACCGCUCCGGGCAAGCACACGCACCUGUGAAGCGGCUCCCAUUGGGGACCGCACCUAUCAAGCACACUGGUCAAGCACCCACCAGUGGGACGGCGCACCACACACCAAUUGUUCACUACACAGACGGCUCCCAAAGGAAGUCAAGAUCACUGACAGGCGCGGUCCCCCAUGGGAGCCGUCUCAUAGAUGCGGUCCCCCAUGGAAGCCGCCGCCUCACAGGUGCAUGUGCAUGGUGCGGUCCCCAAUUGGGGCCGUCUCACAGACUGCGGCUCCCAUUGGGGACCGCAUCUGUCAAGAACGGAUGUCAAUCAACCGACUUGCAAGACGGCUACCAAUGGGGACCGCUUCUGUGGUGGACAAUUGUCAAGCACCCACCUGUGAGACGGCUCCCAUUGGGGACCGCACCUAUCAAUCCGGAUGGCUCCCAAAGGAAGUCAAGAUCACUGACAGGCGCGGUCCCCCAGGAAGCCGCCGCCUCACAGGUGCAUGUGCAUCCUCUGGUGCUCUUGAAGUCUGAUCUUCCACAAGCAGGACAUUUCAUAGAUGCUGCGUCCGAGGUCAUUGGCUGUGUCUUCAAUUUGACUCCUGAUGAGGCAGCCCGACAGGCCUCUGGUUUUGUCACAGGCUCCUCCACCUUUAUGGAUCUCAUCAAUGAACAUCGAGUGGACACCUGCCUCACUUUAGAUUGGAUUAUCACUACAGCAAAAGCAAAAAAACUACCAGCUAGUACUGCUGCGGUUUACCUGGUGAAGCCCCACUGGAUCAUUACUGACGUAUCUGGUCAGUCAUGGUGCUUGAGAAGCUUGUGCAGGGCAACACAGUAUUAUGAUGCCGAACUGAAGACAGAAGCUACUAAUCUACUUGAACUUCAGCGUAAGCAAGGACACAGUGAUAAGACUCUUGAUGAUAUCAUUGGUUGGUUGGAUGUCACUGUGUCCAAGAUUGAUAUUGUUCCUUGGCCGCAAGAUCACAUUGACCAAUGUGAAAAUGAUGACCCUAAGAUGUUCGAUAUUCCUUUGGUCACCAGUACUUCCCACAUUGUGCUCUGCAAAUUAGCACACUCCGAGAAAUUCAAAUACUCUGUCCCAAAAACAUUGCUGGAACAGUACAAGAAAGCAACAUCAACAACAUCAACAACAUCAACAUCAACCAACCAACCAACCAGUGGUUCAAAUGUUGGCCCCCCUUCUGGAGAAAGGCAGCAUGAAAAUACUACUUGUGAUUCCCAGCCUCAACAACAGACUCACCGUGCUGCUCGUAGAUUUUCUGUUGUUCACGAGGACCACCACAGCAACAAUGAUCCAUCCCGUACAGAUCACCACCCAGUGGUGCUUCAGCCGCAGAGGAUGCAGCCUCGCAAGCGACUGCAUGUAGAGGAUUAUGAUCAAACAUUUGAAUCUGAGGCUGCUAGCUUGAAUGCACCAGACUCAUGCAUCAGGAAAAAGUUGAAGUUGGUUUCCAGGUUGUACGUUAUGAUGGUGCUCCGUGCAUUGUCCCAGCUCAUCCUCAUCCUCAACCUUGACAUCGACCUCAUGCACACACCCCUGGCUAUGAGCCACCUCAACACUGGCAUAAUGAGAGUCACCAUGGCUAUCCCAAGUAGUUUGGGUCUAGACAGGGGAUCCAUGAGGAGUAGUGCCAGUGGUUGGUUGAAGCUGAAUGAGAGCUAUGGUAUUGGCAGUUGUACGAUCAAGAUAAUUAAGGUAGACUUCAUGGAGAACAAUAAUGGUGACAAGGACGGUAAAGACAAUUAG